CACCCCUCCGCCAUUGCGGGAGCUCCUCUCUCCCUCUAUUCCCCUAGACUGAGCAGACCCGUGUGCUCGCGCAGCGGCGGCCGCGCUCUAAUUGGCGGUGCUGUUGCUAGGGAGCUUGGUCCCGCCUACCGCGGCCGCCGGGCUGGGCGGGUGGCAAGGGGAAGCUGUCUGGCGGGCUGCGGGGAGCGCGGGCCUGGGCGCGCCCGCCCCGGAGCGAGAGACAAAGCGGCCGAGGCGAAGACCAGAGGUGGCCGUUCCUGCAGAGGGCGAGGUGGCUUUAAAACACCUCCAGCACCUUACUUUUACGAGUUUUGAGCCCAAGCGGAAAGGCUGCUCCGUACGCGUGAGCUGUUGCGUUUAGAGAAAAAAACCAAAAAAACUCGUGAACCGGCAAGCUUGGACCUAGCCAACCUUUUGGCUGAGGUCGACUUGUUCCAUUUCCACCCAACUCGUGAAAAAUCUCGGCCCAACUGGAACAAGCUGAGAGUUCGUAGGAUUUUUGAAUAGAGGCACUGAGCAAGUCGUCAGAUCGAUUUGGCUUGUGAUCACAUUAUGAAAUGAAUACAGAAAAUGGUCAAGUCAAAUCCGAAGCUUGCAGCCGUAAGGAGGUAUCCAUCUGUUUCACUCUGAGUCCUAGUUCCAGGAUACUGCUAAUGGCAAGAAGUGUAUCGAAGACAACAAUGGAGCGAUUUGGAGUGAAAACUACCCCUUCUCGUAACCGAUCUAAGACUGCUUUAUACGUGACUCCUCAGGAUCGUGUAACAGAAUUUGGCAGUGACUUGCAUGAAGAGGGAGGGAAACUGUUCUGCACUUCCUGCAAUGUGGUUUUGAAUCACGUUCGCAAGUCAGCAAUCAACGACCACCUCAAGUCCAAAACUCAUACAAAGCGAAAGGCAGAGUUUGAAGAGCAGAAUACAAGGAAGAAACAGAGGACUCUGACUGCUUCUCUCCAGUGCAACAGUACUUCUCAGACAGAGAAAACCAGUGUCAUCCAGGACUUUGUGAAAAUGUGCCUGGAAGCCAACAUCCCACUCGAAAAAGCUGAUCAUCCUUCAGUGCGAGCCUUCCUGUCUCGUCACGUAAAGAAUGGUAGUUCCAUACCCAAAUCAGACCAGCUAAGGAAAGCGUACCUGCCCGACGGGUAUGAAAAUGAGAACCAGCUACUCAAUACUGAAGAUCGUUGAAGUCGUCUACCUUUGCUACUGUGGAUGUGGAUUAUUAAAGUCGCAUAUUGAUGGUGUGGUUUUAUUUUUAUAUUCAUGCAUAUACGGUGUUACAUAUUGGUUUUACAGGUUAUUUUGUAUUAUUGUAGAAAUGACAAUCUAUCAUUGAACUUAAUGGUGUACCACAGACUGCUGGUAACACUACCAUAGAGUUUAGAGUCACGGUCAUGUAGAACUUGAUAAGUGUAUGCUGACUAUGUACAGUAUCAACUGUAACUAGUGCUAAGCAAGCCUCUUAGGAAUGGAGGACUUCCUUCACCUAAUCACUCUACAGCCUGACAUCUUAAUGAUACAAGAAAGAAUAAUGUAGUAUGAAUUGCCUCAUCACAGCAGAAGAGUGGAGAGUUAUAUUCAGUAUCCUAUCAGUGACCAAAAACAGUUGCUGCACAGUUAGUGCAAAAAAUUGUACAAUGGCUACUUAAAGUCUAAUAUGUCCCUGGAUGCAGAUUCUUUGAGGCUGACUUACACCUUGAAGCAUGGAGAUUUCUCUCUUCAAAAACACUUUCUUAUCUGAUUCUGUUCAAUAUAACUAUGGAUGUUUACAUUCUUAAGUAGCUAAUCAUCUCUCAAACACUGUUGAACUCAUGUCUUCAACUGCUCUCAUAAAGCAAGACGUUCCAUAGGUUUGUUAUGCACUCUUUAAAAAAAAAAAAAAAAAAGCAUUUCCUUUGCUCCAUUUAAAUUUCCUGCCUUUCUGUUUUAAUCCCUCUACUUGAAUUUACCAUUAAGUUGACAAGCUGGUAACCUAGUGCAAGGUUCUGAUGCCACCACUGUCCUGUGAAAUUUGUGCGACUAUAGUUGCUUGCAACUAAGACUAGCUUGUUGCAGUUUGUUUUCCUACAGUGACAAAAGGAGCAGAGCAUAGUGCUAAUUUAUCAGUCAGUCUGAAGGAAAAGCUGAGCUAGAACUGAUUGAUGCAUAGGCAGGAAAUGGUUUCCAGAGUCCUUGAGUGGGCAAGUUACUGAAGCUCCUGAACUUGAUAAUUUCUCUCAAUCUUGCUUAUAGUAUAUGGAGUGAGAGAGACCUUUUCUGGACAGUUACUGGGUAGACCAGAUAGCUCAAGCAGGUGAAAGAGCUCACAACAUGGAGCUACACAAGCGGUAGUAACCAACUUGGAUCACAGUUCUUAUUCCACAGGAAACUGACAGUCGCAGGAUACCAAACCCUGAAAUGUGGGAGGGUUUCAAUAAUGUGCUCCUAUGAAUUCUUUGGAGUUUAGAGAGAGACCCUAGAGAGGUAGGUAGGUAGUUACUAUACUGUACUAGAAAGACUUUGAAUGGAGGAAGAGUAUUCUGUAGAGGCAGAGAGUAUGACUACCUUUUCUCUUUGUCUCCUGUGGAACUGCUCCCUGUGAGAUGCUAAGCAUCUUUAAGCUCAGAUGAGGCCAACCUGUGGCACAGGCAGCUUCUUUCUGUAUGCAAUAGAUCAGAGGGAAUAGCCUGGCACAACAGUCGAUCAGGCGGGCAGCAGAAGGCAGAGCAGCAAAUGAGACGGAAAGGGAACUGGAAUAGCACUUGGGGAGGAUAUAGGCCUAUUUUGUGGCAUACCUGCCAAAAAGAUUUCCCCUCACUGUCUUAGCUAGUGCCAUGUGUCCUCCACUGAGAGUGGAUUUCAGUGACAAACAGGUUAUACUUUGUGCUUCUCCUUCCUCUUGGCUUUACAGAUGUUUCUGCAUUUUCCUUUUGCUGUUUUUUCUUCAAAUGUUCAAAGGAAGUUCAGCAGCAACGCUUAUGGAAUAGCAUAUUCAUUUUGUUUUUGUAGCUCUAAUUAGUGUUAAAGUAGAUAUCAUUUAAUUAGAGGGAAGCAGCAUUUUGAAACUGUUAAUGUGCAAUUGGCUCCUAGGAAGAUGAACUUCUAUGGAAAUAACCCAUUUGUCUUUUUAGAGCUAGUUUUCUGUUAUUAAAAGUAUAUUUGUGCAAUCUGACAAGUGAAAUGAAAGUGUGGCAGUGAGCCUGCCUGUUUAUUAUUACUGAGGAGUAAACUGCUGAAACUUUGAGCCCCAAUAAAGCUAGUGAGGCUCCAUAUGUUCAUAGGCGUGCUGUCCAUUUGCUGUCAAUGACUGGAUGAGGACCUCAAACAGUAGCAGCAAUCUUUCCUCUAAACUUGGAUGUCUAACUAAGCCUUCCCAAAUAUAAUUUGCUAUUGCACAUUGUUUGUUUCAGCUUGGUGGGAUAAUGCACUGUCUUGGGCUAGCACUGGUUUUGUUAAUUCAUUUAUGCCAAGGUACCACUGCCAAUUGUGUUUUCUUUCCUAGGACUGAUCAAUAGAGUUUUUUCGUGACAGCUUGGUGGCUCAAAAGGACAAUCUUUUAAGCCUUACCGUAGACAUGCAAGAGAGGAACUUGCUCCAAAAUAAGUGAGGAAAGUUGAAAUUAGUUGAAACCAACAUGGCUACAACUUACACCUUUGUUACAGGUAGCAUUCAUAGCAAAGGAUUGAAAAUACAAGUGGCCUAGACAGGCUAAGAAGAAGGAUAAGCAAGCUAGCUUUCAUUUUGCUUCUAGGCAUAAGCAAAACUGCCUACAAGAUGUCCAUUCACAGGUGACUGGCGGGGGAGGGAUGGGGGGGGAUGGGAAGGGUGAUGUGGCUCCCCCGGAUUGGCCCCCCGACACGAGACCGCUCAGGACGGGGCCUUUUUUUGCCACACGGGCUGGUGACGUAUUGAGCAGGCGGCAGGCCACUAAGCUGUGGCACAGAAGUAUAGGAGUGGAUUAUGGGGCUUUUGGCAUACAUCCAGGCCAACCCACAAAUGGUGCCACUCCAGACUCAGGAGGUGUCAGUCACCCCUGUGUCCAUUUUUUGUUUUGUUUUUUUUUCUUUUAAACAAGAAAGGGACCUUAUUGUCUUACAUCUGGACACCUGCAAACUCACAAGUUCAGGUCAAAAUGUCGCUUUUACUGCCCUGUUUGGAUGAAUUAUGAUUUCAAAAUAUGCUUUUUUGAAGCAUAAGCUACUUGCUUUUAUGUUUGAACUUAAAUGAUAGUCUGUUCCGGAAAUUCACAGAUGCGGUUAAGUUGUGUAACAGUCCCCAUGGGGUUUUCCUUUGCAAGAAAACUACAUUUUUUUCCCCAAAUACUUCCUGCAAAGACUACCGUUACACAGUGGGACAGGGUGAUAGAAGCUUCUGUUUUCCGGUUAAUUUUGGUAUGUAUGGUUCUAUUAUAGAUGCUGCCAUGAAAAGGUGGCUUUAUAACAGUUAAUAUAGCUAACCUAAAUAUAAGUCCAGAUGGGCUUUUACAAAUGUAUAUUAAAGUGGCUUUAGCUGUAAGUCAGCUAUUCUAGCAUUCCUACAUGGUUAAAAAAAGCAGAGGGGAAAAGAGUUCUUGAUGAAUAAAAGCAGGGAAAGGCAAUCUGUAUUUUCUGACCACCUGUAAAUGUAUGCACUGUUGGUUGCAGCUUUCAUAUUACUAGAAAACUUGUUUGAGUUCUUGGGCGUUUGUAGGAAUUUUGCCCCCUGUAAUUUGGCUAGCCAUGAGUCCAGGGCUGGGCAAAAUGCGGCCUGCAGGCCGGAUGUAGCCCACCAAGUCAUUCUAUCCAGCCUGCAGGGCCCCUAAAAAAUUUAGAAAAUUAAUAUUAAUCUUCCCUGGACUGCCUGUCAUGUGGCCCUCGAUGGCUUGCCAAAACUCAUUAAGCGGCUCUCUGCCCAAAAUAAUUGCCCACCCCUGCACUAGUCCCCAUGAAGGAUAAAACAUUUUGGAUAACAAAGAAGAACUUGGUUCUACAAAAUGUGGCAGACUGACUUGCUACUCUGAAAAGGACAACUUGAUUCUGAUAUACUGAAUGGGGAAGCACCCCACCCUGCUAUGUUUCAUACCAUUAUCACCUAGUUUUCAGAAAGUAACACACACUCUGGAAGCCUGGCAAGGAUGGUCUCCAUUUGUAUUUAGAUAUGUAGAAGACAAGAUUGCUUAUUGCAUUCACUUUGUACUCAUUGCUAGCAUUUAUUUGUUCAAGCAUGUAAUCUGGGCAGUCAUAGUCUUUGUAAGAUUAUAAAGUUGAGUCUAACAUUCAAAAAUAAAUUUUUAAACAAAAGUUGAUAUACCA
Molecule: messenger RNA, 5266 nt
Organism: Alligator mississippiensis (American alligator)
Lineage: Eukaryota; Metazoa; Chordata; Crocodylia; Alligatoridae
Gene: CGGBP1
Product: CGG triplet repeat binding protein 1
Exons: 3
Coding region: 558-1184 (208 amino acids)
Biological process (GO): regulation of transcription by RNA polymerase II
Cellular component (GO): nucleus
Molecular function (GO): double-stranded DNA binding
Source: RefSeq, a predicted model, not a curated record